This is a messenger RNA of Venustampulla echinocandica, 741 nucleotides long. RefSeq lists its product as uncharacterized. Bases 1 to 741 code for a protein of 246 amino acids. Lineage: Eukaryota; Fungi; Ascomycota; Leotiomycetes; Helotiales; Pleuroascaceae. The record is from RefSeq and is a predicted model, not a curated record. Gene Ontology annotation, molecular function: protein binding. The transcript has 2 exons.
AUGGAUAUUGAAAAUGCCUACAUGAAAAACAGCACUGGCAUUGGGGCAAUGGGAAACCUCGCGUUGACUUCUCAGUUUCCGCAGCGGCCCAGCCAUGGGAUACAAGGGAAGCGCAUUGCCGUUUACGCCAACUGCAUCAAAGUUAUUGCGGAGUCGAAUUUGAGCCUGACUCGAUACAACAUCGAGGCAACCUGUCUUCCACCCGGGAGGAAACUGCGUAGUGGGGGUCGUGAGAACCUCUCGGCCACUAACCCCGAUCCUACUUUUCCUGGCAAAGAAGAACUCCUUCAUGCGUUGAACGCCGUUCUAGCACACUACCUUGCAGCGCAUGACACUGUAACCACUAUGGGCGGGAAUAAGCACUACUCCAUCAGCAGAAGUCAGCAGAACGCAUACAACAUCUGGCCUAGAGGUCGUGGCAUCGAGGCCUUUCGCGGGUUUUAUCAAAGUGUUCGUCCUGCAACCGGUGGUCUCCUUCUGAAUGUGAACGUGACGAAUGGCAUCUUUCUCGAACUCAUCAGCCUUGAUAGACUUUUCCCUGCACUUGGAACUGGUAACAAAGCUACCCCACAGAAAAAGAUGAGGCUUGUACGAGUUAAAAUUACACGUAUUGCCCCCAAAAGGUCGAAAAAGACAGGCGAGGAAUUUCCCCGGAUCAAGACGGCCGCAAUGAGCCCAAUCAGCCCCAGGUCUCGGCUCACGGCGCAGGCCCAAAAGGUGUCAAGUUUGGAUGGGAGAUGA